Messenger RNA from Bactrocera oleae (olive fruit fly), 4721 nucleotides. RefSeq names its product eukaryotic translation elongation factor 1 alpha 2 (gene eEF1alpha2). The record is from RefSeq and is a predicted model, not a curated record. Gene Ontology annotation, molecular function: GTPase activity; GTP binding; translation elongation factor activity. Gene Ontology annotation, biological process: translation; translational elongation. Lineage: Eukaryota; Metazoa; Arthropoda; Insecta; Diptera; Tephritidae.
AUGGACACAGAAACUUAAAUGAAAUCUUAAGAAGUUUUUAAUAAAGGAAUGCCUCUAGUGGGCCACGCCACAGCAUUAUUCAUUGAGCUCUCCAAUACGCGGAAAUUUGAUCCAAAACAAAGGAAUAUAUAUAUAAGAAUAUAUCCAAAUACUCUUUAAUCCUUUUUUAUACGACUUUGGUACGAUGGAUCGGAAGUUAGAUCUAUACAAAGUCAGUAUUCGACAUGCAAUGAAAAACUUCCAUACAUAUUCUGAUACAGGAAAGCUUCUCAUAAAAUACAUGAGUCCUUUAUAUCUGCUUAAAAUUCUAGGUCGCUUAUUUACCGGAUAAUAUCUGGAGCACAACAUAAAUGCAAGGAGAAGCGCGGUCAAGCAUAUUAGCAGAGGCAUAUAUGUCAGAAGUAUACAGUUAUGCAUCAACCAACUUUUUCUGCUUGGGUUUCAAAUUUAAAACAUACUUACUGAUCUACAUACGAUUACAUAUAUACAAAUAUUAUAUCCACUUAGCACUUGAAUUGAUUUUUGAAACAAAUCCACGGAAAGAAAAAUAUUUAAACAAGCAAGAAAAAUGCAAAAAAUAUAUAUUAUAUAUGCUUAUAAGUAUCUACAUACUUAUAACUAGUCAUCUGAUUCGUAAUGCCCCAACAACCUAAUCCACUGCACAGCUCGAGCUGCAAGUGAAAAGCUGAGAGCAUGCGGUCGAAAGCAUACCCGACUGCAAAAUGUUGGUUAAAAAGACAGACAGACAGACAAACCGACGAACGUACACACAUAUCUAUGUACAACUGGAUGGCACGACUGCGAGCGUACUUUCCAAUGCAGAAACGAAUCCAUUGCAGCCCAGCUGCCGAUUCCGCAACACGAAUUCCCGUUAACCGCACAAACACUACCUCUACCACCGGCAAAAACUCACGCUCCUGCUGGCAUUUCUUUCAUAUUUCGCUGCACUCAAACCAGCCAACGUCCACAUGCUACAUGCAUAUUUUUGGGGAUGUGCAAUUGGGCCGAGUAACAUUUGUGUUGGUCGCGUCUGGCAGCCGGGUGGUUGGAGUACAGACAUAUGACUCCAUCGCCAGAGAUGGUUAUUGAUUUUUCAUAUAGAGAAAAGACGAAACUUUUGCACAUUCGAUUGUGUUGUAGCGGUGCAUAGACGUGCAGGCAGCGAAAAUUGCACUACGUCAAAAGCAAAGUUUUCUUUAAUCUUUGACUUUCGACUACUGUGCGGACAAAGGAAAUUUGAUUUGCUUCCUUCAAAGCCGGCAUCAAACAACGUAGUAGCGUUCACAGUGUAAUCGGUCAAAUCACAGCUUAACAGCACGAUAUUUCGCCGGCAUUUAGAGUAUCAGCGUGUUUGUUGCCUAAACUUACAAUAUGGGUAAGGAGAAGACUCAUAUUAAUAUUGUCGUGAUUGGUCACGUUGACUCGGGUAAGUCCACCACCACCGGACAUUUGAUUUACAAGUGUGGCGGCAUUGAUAAGCGUACGAUUGAGAAAUUCGAGAAGGAAGCUCAGGAAAUGGGUAAGGGCUCAUUUAAAUAUGCCUGGGUUUUAGAUAAACUGAAAGCCGAGCGUGAGCGUGGCAUAACCAUUGAUAUUGCUUUGUGGAAAUUUGAGACGCAAAAAUACUAUGUGACCAUCAUUGAUGCGCCUGGACAUCGUGAUUUCAUCAAGAACAUGAUUACCGGCACAUCGCAAGCCGAUUGUGCGGUAUUGAUAGUGGCCGCCGGUACAGGCGAAUUCGAAGCCGGCAUCUCAAAGAAUGGUCAGACGCGUGAACAUGCACUAUUGGCAUUCACAUUGGGUGUUAAGCAAUUGAUUGUUGGUGUGAAUAAGAUGGAUUCCACCGAGCCGCCGUACAGCGAAGCACGCUAUGAAGAAAUCAAGAAAGAGGUUUCAUCGUACAUCAAAAAGAUCGGCUAUAACCCAGCAUCGGUGGCUUUCGUACCGAUUUCCGGUUGGCAUGGCGACAAUAUGCUUGAACCAUCUGAGAAGAUGCCUUGGUUCAAGGGCUGGACUGUGGAACGCAAGGAGGGUAAAGUGGAGGGCAAGUGUUUGAUUGAUGCGCUGGACGCAAUAAUGCCACCGCAGCGGCCCACUGACAAGCCAUUGCGUUUGCCAUUGCAAGACGUCUAUAAGAUUGGCGGUAUCGGCACGGUACCAGUGGGACGUGUGGAAACUGGUAUACUGAAACCAGGUAUGGUGGUGAACUUCGCACCGGUCAAUUUGGUAACUGAAGUAAAGUCUGUGGAGAUGCAUCACGAAGCACUCUCUGAAGCUUUGCCCGGUGACAAUGUGGGCUUCAAUGUGAAGAACGUUUCCGUUAAGGAGUUGCGUCGUGGCUACGUAGCUGGUGAUUCUAAAAAUUGCCCACCCAAAGGCGCCGCUGACUUCACAGCUCAGGUGAUUGUCCUUAAUCAUCCUGGCCAAAUUGCCAAUGGUUAUACUCCGGUUUUGGAUUGUCACACCGCUCAUAUUGCUUGUAAAUUCGCUGAAAUCAAAGAGAAAUGCGAUCGUCGUACUGGCAAGACGACCGAAACUGAUCCCAAGGCUAUCAAAUCCGGUGAUGCGGCCAUUAUUAUGCUUGUGCCAACUAAGCCGUUAUGCGUUGAAAGUUUCCAAGAGUUUCCGCCGCUUGGGCGUUUCGCUGUACGCGAUAUGAGGCAAACGGUCGCAGUGGGGGUCAUCAAGUCGGUCACCUUUAAAGAGACAACCUCGGGUAAAGUCACAAAAGCCGCCGAGAAGGCUCAGAAGAAGAAAUAACUAGAGUGCCAGCAGAACAUUAAAUCACAAAAACUAAUAAUUAUGCAGCAAUUAAAGCAAAUACAAAUACAAUUGGUAUUAUCGUCAUCGUCAUCAACAAUGUCGUUGUCAUCAGAGUCGUUGGAGUUGUCAUUUUUAUUACCGCUGUCGACUGCUAUGUCGAAGUGGUGGUUACCAACGACAACAGCAAUAACUUCAAAAGUAACAACAGCAAAAAUACUACAUAAAUCUCAAAAGAAAACAUUUAAUAAGCAUAAAUUUAAAAGAAUACUACAAUUUACUAUUAUCAAUGAUAUGAAUAUGAAUAUGAUAAGCAAUUAUUAUGAUAGUAAUGCUAUGACAUUCAAUGUGAGCAACAACAUCAACAACAAAACAAACAUUAACACAAAGCACACCAUUGAACACCCAUUUUGGUAUGACUACAUCAAUUAUUAUGAGCAUGCUUCAUGCUACAAUUACUACAACAAUAACAACACCGAGAGCAUAAACAUAAAUACCAAAUCAAUUUCCCACUUUAACCAAACUACAGCCGUCACCUACAGAGCAAAAAUCAGGUCACCAGAAAUGAUUAACGACAAAUUGGCCUUCCCUCACACACCAGUUGGCGCUGGCACAUUUGAGAAGGCAUCAUUCCCUACGCAAGUAGCCAAUAACACAAUAAACGAAAUAAAAGACACUGGUAACCUAAAAAACCCACAAUUUUCAAUAACUCAUUCACGUGCUAUUCCAUGUCCAAUCACCACUUCAAUUACGUCAAUUUCUUUCACACAGUUCAUAGCCAUACGUGAAGCAGCUCAUUUAGCAAUCAAUACCAAACUAAUUAUGUUAUUAUUUUCAAUUGUAUACUAUAUUUAUAACUUUUUUAAUCUAUACCGUCAUCGCAAAUCGUUUCGUAGGAAAUCCGUAUAUAACGGCUUGUUAAAAACUAACCCAAUGUCAACAAAUAUCCCAUACAAUAUCGACAUUAACGCACUUAGCAAGUGGUCAUACAUUUCAUAAUUAGAAUUUCCAACUAAUAAGUUUCAUUGAUGAUGUACGCUCAUCACGAUUUAUGCAGCAAACAAUAUCAGCUUAUCCCUUAUCGUAUUCCCUCAUUAUAUUAGUGAUCAUAAGUGUACAUUUGAAUGUAUGCGAAUUCAUGAAUUUCCUAUUGCAGAUAUGAAUGAAUACGUAUGUAUUGUAUUGUAACUGUAUUUCAACACCAAACUGUGAGACUCAAUCGAAUUGAAUUCAUUUUGUUAUUAAUUCUUAUAAUUAUUAUUAAGUUUUUUAUAUAUGGUAUUGUGAAACCCAACCAAAGUUGGUAAUACUCUUAAUCACCCUAUCCAACAUAAACAAAAAACACACGCACUCCAAUAACAACAACAUAAACUUUUACAAAUUAACCAUUUUAUGCAACACACACCACCUACUUUGACAUCAUACAAUUGCAAUGGUGUCAAUUUAAACGCCAUUUACACUUUGCAAUCUGCACAUCUGGAUUAAUCAAACUGUGUGCAAAGACACAAAAACCCCGAAACUCGCAUGCGACUCUCGAAAAUUAAAGGCCAAAUAGUUUUGUUGCGCCUGUCGUCAAGUUCUGUUAUUCCGCAAACUUGUUGUCAAGGUCAUCCAUAUACAUACAUAUGUAAUCAAAACAUGCGAAGAAAGCAUAAAAUGCAGAAAGACAUACUCAAACACACCGCAACACACACUCAUACAAACAUACAGACAUACAAUACAACUAAUCACUUGAAUGCAUCAAUGCAAAGCAUGAAUAGACAGUGAAUGUGUACUAAUUAAAAUUAAAUAAACGAAAAUCCCAAAAAUAUACAUACAUACAUAUAUGAAAAUAAAUAUAAAUAAAUGUAAAAGCUGGAGUUGCUUAAAUAAAGAUGAAACAUUUCAAUGGUAUGAUUGAAAUCAACAAUUUUAAAAUUCGAAUUGAGAAAUAAAGAAGGCUUAACCAACAAAAACAAAAA